Zonotrichia leucophrys gambelii is the source of this 3855-nucleotide messenger RNA. RefSeq names its product microtubule affinity regulating kinase 3 (gene MARK3). Gene Ontology annotation, cellular component: plasma membrane; cytoplasm. Gene Ontology annotation, molecular function: tau-protein kinase activity; protein serine/threonine kinase activity; ATP binding. NCBI's taxonomy places the organism in Eukaryota, Metazoa, Chordata, Aves, Passeriformes, Passerellidae. The transcript has 20 exons. The record is from RefSeq and is a predicted model, not a curated record. The coding region runs from base 618 to 3083 and encodes 821 amino acids. Gene Ontology annotation, biological process: microtubule cytoskeleton organization; intracellular signal transduction; protein phosphorylation.
GGCGGCAGCGGGGCGGGCGGGGGGCAGGCACGGAGGGAGGGAGCGGCGGCGGGCGGGCACCCACCGAGCGUCCGCAGCCCUCGGGGCGCCGGCCUUCUCGGAGCCUGGGGCGGGCCGCGAUGCGAGCGGCGGCGCGGUGAAGCGGGGCCGCGGCGGGGGAAGGAGAGGGCAGCCCCCCGGGCGGCGGGCCUGCGCUAGCCGUGCCCCGGCGGCAGCGGAGAGAAGCUGGGCUGCGCGGCAUCCUGCCGCCGCCUCCUCUCGCCCGCCCUGCGCUCACCCCCUCCCCCCCGGAGCCGCUCCCUCGCCGCCUCCCUUUCCCCGGCUCCAUCCCUUCCCUUGGCUCCAUCCCCUCCCCGCUGGAUGAGGCGGCCCCCUGCCCGCUGCUGACCCCUGCGGACCCCGGCUGUAGGAUGAGCCCGAAGGACUCGGAGGGGGCGAGGCUGCUCCGCUCCCCGAGGAGGAUCUAGUGGGGGGGCACCGACGCGACGCCGCCCCCCGCCAGGCACCUCGUCCUUCAUGGUGGCUCCCUGCGACCACCAUCUCGGAGCAGACGCGCAGCCCGGGGCCCGUGUGUGUGUCUGUGCGCGCCGCCGCCGCGGCCGCCCGAGUGAGGGAAAAUGUCCACUCGGACUCCAUUGCCCACGGUGAACGAGCGCGACACCGAGAACGAUGUCGGCUCAUCAUUGGGGGAAGGCUUUUGCGAAAAGCACACGUCCCAUGGAGACGGACGGCAGGAAGUUUCCUCCAGAACUGGGCGCUCUGGAGCUCGCUGCAGGAACUCCAUAGCCUCCUGUGCUGAUGAGCAGCCACACAUUGGAAAUUACAGACUCCUUAAAACCAUUGGAAAGGGGAAUUUUGCAAAAGUGAAGCUGGCAAGGCACAUCCUGACUGGCAGAGAGGUUGCCAUAAAAAUAAUUGACAAAACACAGCUGAACCCAACUAGUCUACAAAAGCUCUUUAGAGAAGUAAGAAUAAUGAAGAUCUUAAAUCAUCCAAAUAUAGUGAAGCUAUUUGAAGUCAUUGAAACUGAAAAAACUCUCUAUUUAAUAAUGGAAUAUGCAAGUGGGGGGGAGGUGUUUGACUAUCUGGUUGCACAUGGAAGAAUGAAGGAAAAGGAGGCUAGAGCUAAAUUUAGACAGAUAGUAUCUGCAGUGCAGUAUUGCCAUCAAAAGCAUAUUGUUCAUAGAGAUCUCAAGGCUGAAAAUCUAUUGCUAGAUGCAGAUAUGAACAUUAAAAUAGCUGACUUUGGUUUUAGCAAUGAGUUUACAGUUGGAAAUAAACUGGACACCUUUUGUGGCAGCCCACCAUAUGCUGCUCCAGAGCUCUUUCAAGGGAAGAAAUAUGAUGGACCUGAAGUAGAUGUUUGGAGUUUAGGUGUUAUUCUUUAUACUCUUGUGAGUGGAUCUCUUCCCUUCGAUGGACAGAACUUAAAGGAACUUAGAGAAAGAGUGCUAAGGGGAAAAUACAGGAUUCCUUUCUACAUGUCCACAGACUGUGAAAACCUCCUCAAACGUUUCCUGGUGCUAAACCCAACAAAAAGAGGCACUCUAGAGCAAAUUAUGAAGGACAGGUGGAUCAAUGCAGGGCAUGAGGAGGAUGAACUUAAACCUUUUGUUGAACCAGAGCUAGACAUCUCGGACCAGAAAAGAAUAGAUAUUAUGGUAGGAAUGGGAUAUUCUCAAGAAGAAAUUCAAGAAUCCCUUAGUAAAAUGAAGUAUGAUGAAAUCACAGCUACAUACUUACUGCUAGGAAGGAAGUCAUCAGAGUUGGAUGCAAGUGAUUCAAGCUCCAGCAGCAAUCUUUCACUUGCCAAAGUUAGGCCCAGUAGUGAUCUUAAUAAUAGCACUGGACAAUCUCCUCAUCACAAAGUUCAGAGAAGCAUAUCUUCCAGCCAGAAGCAGCGGCGGUACAGUGAUCACGCUGGACCAUCCAUCCCCUCAGUAGUGGCAUAUCCUAAAAGAAGCCAGACUAGUACCACAGACAGUGACCUCAAAGAGGAAGGAAUUCAGUCAAGAAAAUCCAGCAGUAGUGCUGUUGCAGGAAGAGGAAUUGCACCAGCUAGCCCAAUGCUUGGGAAUGCCAGCAAUCCCAACAAGGCUGAUAUUCCUGAACGUAAGAAAAGUUCAGCUGUCCCUAGUAAUAAUACUACCCCUGGAGCAAUGACACGGCGCAACACUUAUGUUUGUAGUGAAAGAACCACUGCUGAUAGGCAUUCAGUGAUACAAAAUGGCAAGGAGAACAGCCUGACAGAAAUGUUCGCUUACGCAGCUAGCCCUGCUUCAGUUUGUACCACAUCCUUCUCCAGUGUUCGGCUGCGACAUCAGAAGUCGAUGUCCAUGUCAGCCUCUGUGCACACGAAGAUGAUGUUGCCUCCAAUAGACAAUGGCGCAGAUAACUUCAGGCCUAUCGCUAUUCCCGAUCAGAGAACUCCCGUUGCUUCCACCCACAGCAUUAGCAGUGCGAGCACCCCUGACCGUGUUCGUUUCCCCAGAGGGACGGCCAGCCGCAGCACGUUCCACGGGCAGCUGCGCGAGCGCCGCACCGCCACCUACAACGGCCCGCCCGCCUCGCCCAGCCUGUCCCACGAGGCCACGCCGCUCUCGCAGACCCGCGCCCGCGGCUCCACCAACCUCUUCAGCAAGCUCACUUCCAAACUGACCCGAAGAAACAUGUCAUUCAGGUUUAUCAAAAGGCUCCCGACUGAAUAUGAGAGGAACGGGAGAUUUGAGGGCUCAAGCCGCAAUGUAGCCGUGGAUCAGAAGGACGAGAACAAGGAAGCCAAGCCUCGGUCGCUGCGUUUUACCUGGAGCAUGAAAACCACCAGCUCCAUGGAUCCCAAUGACAUGAUGAGGGAAAUCCGGAAGGUCCUGGAUGCCAAUAAUUGUGACUAUGAACAAAGAGAGCGUUUCUUGCUUUUCUGUGUCCAUGGAGAUGGGCACGCAGAAAACCUCGUCCAGUGGGAGAUGGAGGUGUGUAAACUGCCAAGACUGUCCCUGAACGGAGUUCGCUUUAAGCGGAUAUCGGGAACAUCCAUAGCUUUCAAAAACAUUGCUUCCAAAAUUGCCAAUGAGUUAAAGCUGUAACAAGAAAAACAUAGUUAAGUUGUAAAUUAGUUAGCAAUUUAAAGUGUUUUUGAGAAUUCCGAUGGAAAUGUAUAGAAUAACAUUUAGGCAAUAACUUCUGCAUCCUUCUGAAUAGUGAUAUUAAAAAAAAAGCUGCUGAGCUGGGAGGGAGAGUUGGACUUUUUUAUAAGUGCACUACAGCAUUAAAGUUGCCUACUAUGUAAAAUAUUACCCCUUCUGCUUUAUUUCCAUUGCUCCUAAGUCUUUGACAACAAAUUGAAACACAGAAUAUAUUCAUUUAAAUAUGCCUCCUGUUUGUGUGGAUGUGUGAAUGUACAGUAUGUGUGUAUAAUAUAUAAAGUAUUAUAUGUAAACGAUUCAUUUACGACAUCGAGCUGUACCAGUACCUCUUUUUGGGCUAAUUUUGGUGCUAAAAAUUGAAAUGGCCAAGGAGGAAACACUUGAGUUAAUAUUUAAAAUGACUGAAGCAUUAACCAGUAAACGCAGGUUUACAGUUCACUGCUGUGUUAAGAAAAAAGUGUGUGAAGGGUUUGGAUUUAUGGUUGUGAACAUUAUUAGUCCUGUUUUCUAAGUAGAUCUCAUGAGAUGAUUAAAAAUUCACUUCUACUGAGUAAGUCUUGCAUUAUAUUUUGCCCACCUAUUUAUUAUUUAAGUCUGAAUCAAAUUUUAAUAAUGUAGUUAAUUUGUGCAUUAAUAUUUGGGUAAACGCUUCCAUUCUUCUGCUUCUGCUAAACUACUAAAACUGUAUCUUUGUCCUUUUGGCUUACGAGUA